Molecule: messenger RNA, 2623 nt
Organism: Oncorhynchus nerka (sockeye salmon)
Lineage: Eukaryota; Metazoa; Chordata; Actinopteri; Salmoniformes; Salmonidae
Exons: 6
Coding region: 145-2544 (799 amino acids)
Source: RefSeq, a predicted model, not a curated record
UCAGCGUGUUGUUAGGCAAUGCAAGUUGAUCUAUUGUUUUGGUGGUGAUCAGGUCAUUUCUUACAUUUGUGUGCUCUGUUUUAGAGUUAUUUUCUUAUUCAGGGAAAUUGGAGUUAAUUGUUGAAGUGUCACCAUUUUUGAGUUAUGGCAGCAACCCCGUUUGAAAAUGGACUGCAUGGUCGACAUGCAAGGCGCCUUGGGCCACGCCAGCCAGUUCGUCAGCCUAACCCUGGUACACGGCACCCAGUGCAUGGACCCCAAGGAGUAGGGCCUUAUCUGACCGAACAUCCGCCCCAUGUGCACCAGCCUCGACCCUACUUCUACGUGCAGCCUGUGCAGCCUCCUCCUCCUGUCUACCACUACCAGUGGCCCAUGCCCUACAACCCAUACUCUGGCUUUCCAGGGAUGGGUUACGGUAUGCCGGGCAUGGUUAUGCCACCAUUCCCUCCCCAACCAUACAUGGAGGCCCCAGGUUAUAUUCUUCCCCAUGCCCAGCUGCACCCUGCUGAGUACAGACAAUACCAGUUUCGUCCUGCUGCCAUGGUCUACCAGAACCACCACAAUAGGUUGAGAACAUUUUACCAGAACACCACACCCAGAGAGACUGUCAACUCCGAAGUACAGACUGAACCACCACCUGAAGCGGAGAAAGACUAUGCUCCCUCAGCUGCCCCUCUGGCUGGGUCAGAUUCUGGAAGAGGCACCAACUCUACCCACUCCACCACCCCAUCCUCGCCAUGCUCCAAUGCAGAGAAACAGAGCUGCCCGGAAGUAGAACCUAAUUCCCCCACAGACCCACCUGCAGGAACCAAGACCAUCCACUCACAUAGGACCUCUAUAGAGGCACUGGGGAAGCCUGUCCAUGGUGGAGGUCACCUAGUGCAUCAUGAUGUGUGGUCAGUUAGCUCUGCUGAUGGCAUGGUCCCCAUGUGUAGUUCCUCUGACCAGGCGGAUGAGGUUAUCAUGGCUGAGAGGUGUGUGUCCUCCUCCUUCCCAGAUGUGUUGAUCGGCGGAGGUUCGCCAUCUUCCAAAAUGGAGAGGGCACCCAAAUGCGGUCAGAUUCUUACCCAAGAAAUUACACAUGAGAAUACCACAGAGGGCUCCAGAGGGCUUCCUGUGGUCAUGACAGGAAGCUGUGAAGGUGUUACGAACUUAGACAAUAGCCACUACAAAAUACUGAAGCUACCUUUUAUCUUUCAUGACUUGAUGACGGAGUCAAAGGUGAAUGAGUCUGUGUGGUCAGUGGAGUCAAUGGCACCAUACGUCCCUUCUACAGAGUGGCUGAUACAAAAUGGACUGAUGGCGCCAGAAGAUGUGGCACAGGAGUCGUCUGAGAAAGUUUCAGCUGAUCAAAGCCAGAUGUCCUUUCAUUAUAGGCAGGUACCGAAAAAGUUGAAUGAGUCAGUAUGGUCAGUGCAGUCAUUGGCCCCAUAUGUCCCCUCCAAGGAAUUGCUGAUAGAGAACGUCCUUAUGGAUCCUGAGGUGGUGACUGAGAGGGAAUCUGAUCCUGCUAAGGUCAAUCAAGGCCUCCGAGCCAGUCAGGUCAUUGAUAUAACAGAGAGGAGGAGAAGUCGGCGGUUUUCGCUGACUUUAGAAAAUGUGAAAGAGGCUGAGAAAAUGUCUGACGAGAAUGCUACUCCAUACCAGGAGUCAUUCCAUUAUAGGCAAAUACAGAGAAAUGAUAAGGAGUUUGUUUGGUCAGUGGCGCCUGUGGAAAAAGCCAGUGUGGAUGGUUUGCCUAUUAUGUUCUCAAGCAAAAGUACAAUGAUCCCAAGUCUUGAAGGAUCAUUGAAUAGCACUCAAGGGUCACUGAAACCCAAGGCUCAAUGUAGCCCAAAUCAGCAGCCUCUGGAAGUUACAGAGCACAGGGCUCAGAGCCCACUCUGCUCUCCAGAUGACCCUGAAACAUAUGCCUCCAAAUGUAUGGCAGGAGACCAAGAGCCUGGUUACAGUUGUCCAGGUCCCUGCAACCAGGAAAUGGAGAUUGAAGAGAAGGAGCCUGCCAAACAGACUGGGCCUGUUGUACCCAGUCGACAGGGCUGCAAGCAGAUGAUCGCAGAUGUUAGGAUGCUAACGGCUCCUUCCUCAAACAGACAGUUCAAGGUGUAUGGUCUGAAGUGUUCAAAGCUACAGGAGAGGAACUGCUCCUGUCAUGAGCCAAAGCUAAACGUUGCGAGUUUCAGGAAGAGCCCCACAGGCAGACUGAAUGAGGGAAAUGUGGCCCCUGAUCUCCCCAAGCCUCAGGAGCAGCAGUGUGGCAUUCUACAGAAUCAGAAACGACAGAUGGAUUCCAGGAAAGCAAACAAGGCCAGGCCUGGUCAUGAAUUUUGUGAAACUGGGUAUGGCCCGAACAAUAAUAAAAAGAAACGGAGACCAUGGCAAAAUGGACCACAGGACAGAACACAGGCACAGACUAACCCAUCAAACUCCCUUGGACAGUGGAACACCCAGAGGAAUGGCUACCAAGAACGCUGUAAUGGGUAUUAUGGCAGAUCUGGUAAAACAAGAGGAGCAAAUGGGAAAAACACACAAGGUACUGACUGACCAGACUGAGGACAAAUGAAAGAUAUUUUAACUCUAUUUAUAGGCCUACCUACAACCAAAUUAAACUUUUUUUAAAUAA